Messenger RNA from Cyprinus carpio (common carp), 5074 nucleotides. RefSeq names its product sodium-dependent serotonin transporter-like. Gene Ontology annotation, cellular component: neuron projection; membrane. The transcript has 15 exons. Lineage: Eukaryota; Metazoa; Chordata; Actinopteri; Cypriniformes; Cyprinidae. The record is from RefSeq and is a predicted model, not a curated record. Gene Ontology annotation, biological process: serotonin uptake; sodium ion transmembrane transport. Gene Ontology annotation, molecular function: serotonin binding; serotonin:sodium:chloride symporter activity. The coding region runs from base 1156 to 3096 and encodes 646 amino acids.
ACAGACAUGCCCAUGUUGUGUAUUCACAAUUUUCUCUUAGAAGCUCCUUAAUAUAAGCCUUUCAGAUAUUUACAUUUCUUUAAAAACUUAAUCUUAUUUACUAUAUAAGAUGGAAAAUGUCUGUUGAGGAAACUAAAGACCUGCAGAUUUUUGGGCUGUUUACCAGAUUUGGCGAUUCACACAGCAGAUUACUGACUGAACAGGAAAUUUGAUCAUUUAAAUUUAUUUUUCAAAUGCAUUAUAUUUAUUUUUGCCAAAUCCGUUAGUCCAUGCGACCAAGAUUUUUCAGUAAAUGCUUCCAUAUGGCAAACUGUCCCUUUAAGACUUCCAACAACAUAAAAUUAUAUUAUCAGACUACUGCAUGGAUUUAACACAAUCUUUCCAGUACCAUGGAGAGACAGUACCUUUUUGAACUUUGCAAAGACUGUGGUCGAAAGAAAUACCAGGGCCCCACGAUAGAUUAAAACACGUGAAAGGGGUUUUAAAGACCUCCGAGGAAUGGUACCUUUUUGUUGGCAGUUCCAUGAAACAAUAAUUCCUCCGAGUCCUCAUCCCAACAGAGAGUGAUUCCAAGAACUCUCUAGUUGAGUGCUGAAAUGGGACUCUUGACUGAAUGUUUGUGCCCUUAAUUCAUAUCCUGAUCUGCCACUGGUUAGCAAGAAAGUUAAAGGGGGAGUGCAUUUGUCUCAGACACAAUCUAAGCUUCUUAUUUCCCUCCUUUAAAAUCUGUUUCGCCUAGUUGAGAUACCUUUGCCCAAUCCCUCUGUUUCCCUCCUGGCUUUCAGUUCAUUGGACUUGUUGCGGAUUAACCUACUAGCUCAGACAGAUUGGAAAGACUUGCUGUUCUCCAAACUGAAGUGGGGGAAAUGGUUUGUCUCGUCCCCUAAGGGAUGCUGCAAAAAUCUCAAAUUAGCAUGACUUGCUGAACUCAGUUUGACAUCUAUAAGCUGGGCCUGAGUGGUGUUUCCUUGUUUUCCCACCUGAGCUUGUUAAAACAUAUAGGUUAAGGACCAGUCACACUCUCCUUGCUCCCUCCAUCCCAGCCCGCUUCUUUCCAAACCCGACCUCUCUUCUCCAGGCUCUCCAUCCCCUCAUGGGCACGAUAUCAGCCAGUGCAAGAGGACCACCGUCUCAACCCUAACAGCAGUCCUCACUAUGGAGAUGAAACAACCAAUGAUAAUGAACCGAGAGGAUGGGGGAGAGCAUGAGAAGGAACAGGAGUCACAAGAAAACGGAAGGCUGGUUGCGGACAGCGUUGCGGAGAAGGGUCAGAAAUCCUGCUCUGGGCCUGGGCAGGUCUCCAACGGUUAUCCCAGCACAUCCCCACAAAGCCCCAGGGAAGGUGCAGGUGCUGGGAUGGACAGGGGCAGCACCCCUGGGGCAUUCAGGACUCUGGUGGUCCAGCAGACCAGCUUGGAUCCACCUAGGGAGACCUGGAGCAAAAAGAUGGACUUCUUGCUGUCGGUGAUCGGGUAUGCAGUGGACCUGGGCAAUGUGUGGCGCUUUCCCUACAUCUGCUACCAAAAUGGAGGGGGUGCCUUUCUUCUGCCGUACCUGCUGAUGGCUGUGUUUGGUGGCGUGCCACUGUUCUACAUGGAACUGGCUUUGGGCCAGUUUCACCGCAGUGGGUGUAUCUCCAUCUGGAAACACAUCUGCCCCAUUUUCAAAGGUAUAGGCUUUGCCAUCUGCAUUAUUGCACUCUACAUCGCCUUCUACUACAAUACCAUAAUGGCCUGGGCUCUCUACUACCUCCUGUCCUCCUUUCGUGCCACGCUGCCCUGGACCACCUGCAACAACCAGUGGAAUACUCCCAACUGCACCCACUACUUGUCCACCGACUUGAAUGUCUCCUGGACUGACAACUCCAUCUCUCCCGCUCAAGAGUUCUAUAUACGGCAGGUCUUGCAGGUUCAUCUGUCCCCUGGUCUUCAUCAGCUGGGCUGGGUGAGUUGGCAGCUAGCCCUCUGUCUGUUGUUCAUCUUCACUGUUGUGUACUUCAGCAUCUGGAAGGGGGUCAAGACCUCUGGCAAGGUAGUGUGGGUGACGGCUACUUUUCCGUACCUGGUGUUGCUGAUCCUGUUGAUAAGAGGGGCCACCCUGCCAGGAGCAUGGAGAGGAGUGGUCUUCUACCUGAAACCUGACUGGGGCAAACUUUUAACCACUACAGUUUGGCUUGAUGCAGCUGCACAGAUCUUCUUCUCUUUGGGUCCAGGCUUUGGUGUUCUCCUGGCCUUUGCGAGCUACAAUCCCUUUCAUAACAACUGCUACAAAGAUGCAUUGAUCACAAGCUCAGUGAACUGUUUGACUAGUUUCCUAUCAGGCUUUGUGAUCUUCACUGUGCUGGGCUACAUGGCAGAGAUGCGCCAACAAGGUGUGGAGACUGUAGCUAAAGAUGCUGGUCCCAGUCUGCUCUUCAUCAUCUAUGCUGAGGCUAUUGCCAAUAUGCCAGCUGCUACGUUCUUCGCCAUCAUAUUCUUCCUCAUGAUAAUUAUGCUGGGGCUGGAUAGCACGUUUGCAGGUCUGGAAGGGGUAAUUACAGCCAUGUUGGACGAGUUCCCCCACCUGUUGGCCAGGAGGAGAGAAUGGUUUGUGCUCGGCCUUGUGUGCGUCUGUUAUUUGGGAGCCCUCUCCACUCUUACCUACGGAGGUGCGUUUGUUGUUAAACUAUUUGAGGAGUAUGCCACAGGCCCUGCUGUUAUCACCGUAGUCUUCCUCGAGGUCAUUGCUGUUUCCUGGUUCUAUGGGACAACACGUUUCUGCAACGACGUGCAGCUGAUGCUUGGCUUUGCUCCUGGUGUAUUUUGGAGGGUCUGCUGGGUAGCCAUCUGUCCCUGCUUCCUAUUGUUCAUUAUUGGGAGUUUCCUGGCAUUCCCUCCCGAGGUGAAGCUGUUUAACUACUUGUACCCUUUCUGGACCACAGUUCUCGGCUACUGUAUUGGUUUCUCCUCCUUCAUCUGUGUGCCUUCUUACAUGGUCUAUCAUCUAGUUACCACCAAAGGGACCUUCAAACAGCGUCUACUAAAGAGCAUUACCCCUGAGGCUUCAGGGUCCAGCGGCCCUCAGAGAGACACAAUUGUCAUCACCAAUGCUGUGUAACAGAUUUCCUCUUCUGCUGGACAUGUAGCACAAACACAGGGGACCUCCUCGGCUGACCUCCCUUCACACCUCACCCCAGAGAAGUCUGCUACCUUUAUUGUGUGACGGUGAGGCCAGGCCUCUGAAUACAUCCAUUGUUUUAUUUUUAUUCUAGCCGUCCAUGUGUGACCACUGUCAAUGCUCAUAUGAGUUACUGACUCCCAUGGCAAGUUCUUGACUUUGUGUUUUGUCUUUCCGUUGUUAAUUUUAUAUCUCUAUAACCAAUUUAUACAAAUAUAUGGCUCAUGACUUUUUUUUAAAGAAAUGACUAUUAGUUAGCAAGGAUACACUGACUAAUCAAAGGUGACAGUAAAGAUUUUUACAUUGUUACAAACGAUUAUUUCAUAUAAAUGCUGUUCUUUUAAACUUUCUAUUCAUUAAAGAACCCUGAAAAAAACAGUUUUCAACAUUGAUAAUAAGAAAUUUACCAAAUCAGCAUAUCAGAUUGAUAUCUGAAGGAUCAUGUGACAUUAAAAUUUUUACCAAACCCAAACUUUUCAAUGUUUGUUUAGUGAAGUUUGGGAUAGGAACAGGAAUGGAUGCAAAAAUGGUUCAGUUUCAUUUAUGAAAAUCUAAAAUCUAUAUAGAUUGCUUUUAUACAAUAUUUAUUUUUCCUUAAAUAGUAACUAAAUACAUAAAGAUUGUUAUAUUAUGGUUUUGUGACCAAUUUCAGGCAUAUUACGCACAUUUAUAUAAGGCCAAAAAUUUUUUUGUUUCUUUAUUAUUACAGAAAUUUGUAAUUAUGACUAAAAAGAAGAAAAUUUGUGGUUUAGUGACUUAAUCCAUCACUAAUUGUGGAUAUAUUUUCUUAUUUUAUUUAUUUUUUUUCAAUAUUUGUUCAAUAUUUUUUUAUUUUAGAUUUUAGAUGUUGAAAAGGAAAAAGUAGGAAUGUAACAGAUGGAUAGAGAGAAAUAUUUUUUAUGAGAGAAGGGCCCAAAUAUUUUGUUGUUGUUGUUGUCCAGAUGUGUUUGUUUUUUGCACAGGUGUGUAUGUGUGUGUGUGAGUGAAUAUGUGUGCGUCUUUGACCACCAUUCCCAUUAUAUGUAACAGUUUUUAAGUGUUUAGCCUACUUUUGGAGGAUAUGUACCAAUUGUUAGGCAUAUGUGUAUUUAUUUGUGGGAUAUUUGUGGCAUUUCAUUCUGAUAAUUUUUUUUCUUUAUUUACAACUGGAACUCUUAGUCUGCCUACCCAGUUACCAUUUACAAGAAUGGGAACAAAUAUUCAGAACUGGGGGAAAAAUUUAAAAGUCUAAGACUCAUUCAUAACAACAACUAUAUUGAUCGAACACUAACAUGUUCCUCAAUGUCAGCAGGGGGAUUUGGCAUUUAUUUUUUACAUAUUUCUUUAUGUGAGUUACACAAAGUAGCAGAAACCAAAUAUUAAUGUGCUUGUUACAAAUGCUUCAGCCUUGAUCCUCAAGACUUUUUUUCAUGAAAAAGGUGUGACUGGACAUCUAAAUAUGUGCAUGUGUACUUGUGAGUCUUGCUGUUUGUGCAAUCCGGCGUUCUGUGCUGACUCGUUGAAUUCGUACAGUGGGCAAAUGUGAGGAUAUAGGUUUCUCAGUCGAACUGACAUGUGUGAGCUGUACAUCGAGGUAGAGACAUAAUAAGCCAUGGCCAGUUCCAUCAGUGUGUGUGUGUGUGUGUGUGUGUGUGUGUGUGUAUGUGUGUGUGUGUGCAUGCCGUAGACGUGAGUGUAUAUUGUGCAUCUGUGUGUGUGCGCGUGCAUGUGUGUGUGCUUCAGUCCAGUGCUGACCUUUCCUCUUGUUUCUCAGCAGAAUUUACUAUUCUGUCUAUCAAAGUAUUGAAAAUCUAUUGUCCUUUAUAAAGUCUAACUUUGAUCUAUGUAUGUCUCCAAGACUGUUAAAAGAAAAAUAUGUACAUGACAAAGACAUAUAUGAAUUAUUAGAGAUAAAAUAAAGGUAUAUGUAUUAAUAAUG